UCAUUAGGCAGAAAGGGAGGCUGAGAUAACGGUGGGCACGGGUGGAAAGCAAAACAAUAACGCUUUACCGGUCACACAGGGAAUAAUAACGGCUGUUUAGGGGUUAAUUACGCUGCGUUAAAUACAUUCUCCUCAGUGUUGUCCGUAGAGGAAGAGGAGGAGGAAGAGGAAGUUAACGGACAGAAGGACCAGAUGCUAUUCCAGCGGAGAACGGGCUCGAAUAAGCAAGACACGGUGAUGGGUUCUCCUGACGGCUAACCUUCGCUUGAAACACGGACACUGCGAAGAGAGGGGGACCUGUUUGCUUCUUCUCCACCUCGCUGUGUGUGUGUGUGUGUGUGUGUUUGACAUUGUGUCUGAAAUGCUAGCACAGUUGCGGUGUCGGCCGUCGAGCAGCUUCUGGGCCGCAGCUCGGCACACCGAGCCCGAAUCUGGGAACUAGCUAGCUAGCUCUGUGCUAGCCGCAGCUGUACCCGAUGCUGCUGUUGCUGCUGCUGCUAAACGGAUCCACACAAGAGGUUCGGGGCCCCGGCGCUGAGUGAGCUAUUGUUUUAUCUUACUGGACUACAGCGGGCAUUUGAGAUGUGAUGCUUUUGUGCGUCGUUUUUGAGCCGUUUGUAGCUGGAGGCUCUCGCUUGCUUGAGGAGCUAACGUUGCUGCAAAAUGCAGAGCAGAACCACGGGCUCCUGUUGAAGGGGGCGAGGUUAGACUGAUAACAGCCCACCCUGUGUCUCUCUACACUCGGGGUCACAUUUGGACAACGACCACAUUUUCUCCACGUCAUUCACUGCUUCCUCAGCUGGAGAUAUGGAUAAACUCACGAUCAUUUCAGGGUGCCUCUUUUUGGCAGCAGAUAUCUUUGCAAUAGCCAGCAUUGCAAACCCAGACUGGAUCAACACUGGUGAAUCAGCAGGUGCCCUCACAGUCGGUCUGGUCCGGCAGUGUCAGACCAUCCACGGGCGAGACCGGACCUGUAUUCCCCCCCGGCUGCCCCCGGAGUGGGUCACCACACUGUUCUUCAUCAUCAUGGGCAUCAUCUCCCUCACAGUCACCUGUGGACUGCUCGUGGCAUCACACUGGCGCCGAGAAGCCACCAAAUACGCUCGAUGGAUCGCCUUUACUGGCAUGAUCCUGUUCUGCAUGGCGGCGCUCAUCUUCCCCAUAGGCUUCUAUAUCAACGAGGUGGGGGGGCAGCCGUACAAGCUGCCCAACAACACGGUGGUGGGCUCCUCGUACGUGCUCUUUGUCCUCUCCAUCUUCUUCACCAUAGUGGGACUUCUGUUUGCCGGCAAAGUCUGCCUCCCAGGCUGAGGACUGCACCCCGCCCGCCUCUGGACUGACACACGAGGCUCUGAAAAUGUUACGGGAUUUACAAAAACACAAUGACUGAACAUUAAGAACAACAAACUCUGGCUAAAAGCCUGACACAGGGAAGUCUUUGAUUUUAUGUCAAGGGACUGCAGCACCACGGAGUAUCUAACGAACAAAAAGACUAAAAGAGGCGACGUGGACACAAUAGGGUGGAGGAGAGAGAGAGAGGGAGAGGGAGAGAGGGGGCGGCAGAGGCUGCUGCAGCACCCUGCCACUGUUGAUUUAAAAUAUGGCCAUCUCUGUUGUUGUUCUGUUGGAAGAGGGUGCUUAAUGUGCUGCUGUCAUGGCAACUGCGGUCACAAUGCUGGCACCCAUUUCUUGAGGACCACUCCUCCCCUCGCCCGGCCGCCCGCUGCAGCACCCUCAGCACACACCCGCGCCGUCACGACUGCUCCGGAUGCUAUUUUUGGCUCCUCUUAGCUAUUUCUGUUGUGUGUUGUUUUGUUUUUGUACAUUUUGUGUUCUCGUUUUGUUUGUUUUUCCUUCCAACCUCCGCUGCCUUUCACUUAAGUAGCUUGAGUGUUAUUGAGGCUCACUGAGCUGAGUCUUUGAGGGUCGUUUUUUUUUGCCAGCUUGGCUUUAGAGCAGGGUUUACUCUCGCCCACCACUUCCCGAGGCCCCAGGUGUGCGGCUGGGCUGAGCAGCUGUGAGCGCAGCUGUGGAUGAGAGGGGGGGCAGGUCUGAGAGGGGGGGGCAGGUCUGCCGUCUCUCAGGCUCCCACCAGCUGCAGCUCAGGAGCAGGUAGCAGCAUAGGACCCCCCCCCGGGCCGCAGACGGGAGGGCGAGUAAUGUAAAGGAGAAUGCCACUCAAUGGAUGACCUAGCAUUUUGUUUAUCUGUACACUCGGCAACAGAGUAUUAGUAAGCUUAACCCAUGACACUGAUAAACAUCUUUGCCAAUAACUAGAAAAACUGUGCAUUUAGAAAAGGAUCAUCUGAAUAUAAAGACAACUCUUGUAUUUGUUGUAAUGAUUCUGUUAAACACGACCACAAGCACAGUGGCUUUUUCAAAGUAGAGUAUUGCAUCACUGUGGUGUUACAUUUUAGAAGGGUAGAGAUGACCUUGUAUAUCACUAAUUGUGACAGUAUUGACUUUUUAUGAAUAGAAGAUAAAGUUGAAAAUAACAUAAGCGAAUCAUGACAAUUGGUGGUAUUCUCCUUUUAAUGUUGGACAGGAAGGAAGCGAGCCAGGAGCUUUUUUUGUCUUGUGGAGGCACAGGGACUGCAGGUCAGGUCCAUGGGGCUGGGCCUCAGGGUGCUCCUUUUGAGGUCUGUGAUUGUAAAACACACACACACACACUCUGUAUACUGUAAAUAUGCAGCAACAAACUAUUAUUUUUCAUUUCGUAAUGCUUCAUUUUUUUCAAGAACAGCUUUUAACUUAACACAGAGAGGUGCAAAUUACUGUGACCCUCAAAAGUCAAACUUGGUCCCACAACUCUUCCCCUGCUUUAUCAAGAGCACCAACAUUUUUCAGCUAACUCGCCUUUAUCAAGGUGGUCUCUAAGGUUUAUUUUUCUUGUUCUGAGCCAUAGUCAUGCUUGUAAGAACUACAAAUCCCAUGACUUGUAGGCCCUAGGGUUAUGCUGUGAGCUACAGGUUAAGAUGUGCUUUAAUUUGUACAUAUAUUUGUUCACAUAGUGACACUUUGGCCAUAUUUAAGUAUUGGUUACUAGGAUGCCAGUUUAGCUAGCCUUUUACUGACUUCGGUAGUUCAUCUAAUUUUACAAACUGGUUAUUCAAAAUCCUGUAGACCCAAAUUAUAUUAAACCAAUAUUUCUGAAAACAGUUAGAUUUAUCCAUAAAUAUCAAAAGUCCAUCUACGGUUAACAUCCUUCAACUAUCCCUCCCUAUCAAAAUAGCUGUGUGUGUGUGUGUGUGUGUGUGUGUGUGUGUGUGUGUGUGUGUGUGUGUGUGUGUGUGUGUGUGUGUGUGUGUGUGUGUGUGUGUGUGUGUGUGUGUGUGUGUGUGUGU
This is a messenger RNA of Gymnodraco acuticeps, 3344 nucleotides long. RefSeq names its product modulator of smoothened a (gene mosmoa). The coding region runs from base 808 to 1311 and encodes 167 amino acids. Gene Ontology annotation, biological process: negative regulation of smoothened signaling pathway. The record is from RefSeq and is a predicted model, not a curated record. NCBI's taxonomy places the organism in Eukaryota, Metazoa, Chordata, Actinopteri, Perciformes, Bathydraconidae. Gene Ontology annotation, cellular component: ciliary membrane; Golgi apparatus. The transcript has 3 exons.